ACAAAAAACAGUGGCAUUAAUAUUUAGAUCUAGAUCUAAAAUAAAAGAAAUGGCAACACUCAAUGUUUGUCAUAGAAAUUCAGGGAAAAUUGAUAGAUUUCAAAUUCCCAUAUCAAGUCUAGAUGAUUCUGUUGAUUCUCUUGCAAUUGAGAUUAGUAAACAGAUUCUAACUGACGGAGUGCAAAGCCCAGAAAAAAGACCAUCAGUUAGACAAAUUCUCAUGCACCUUGAGAUUGCCUCUGCUGAAUUACUUCGGUUCAGUCGGGAGGACUUUUCUGAAUCUCAAGAAAUUUGGAGGAAAGAGAUUCGUGAAAAUUUCCAAAAAAUGAAAGCUGAAGGUUCCAACUUACCACAGCUAGAAGAAGAGCUUAUAAAAAGAAGAAAAGAAGAAUUAAGACAUGCACAAGAUGUCAGAGAGCAUUAUGAAAGCAAGUUGGAGCGUGCUAACAAUUUGUAUAUGGAAUUAACAGCUUGUAUGCUGCAACUGGAAAAGAGAGAACAGGAGCUCAUCAAACGAAAACAACAAUUGACUUUGUACAAUAAACAUAGAAAGAGUAUCGUUCGACCAAUCAUAAAAGCUCAAGAAAAGUUAGAUCGACUUGGUAAAAAACGUACACAUAGGUCAGGGUCUGAAGUCACAACCAUCACUGGACACCCAAACAUCAAACUUAACCCUGCUGGGCUUCAUCCUACUGACCAUGCACCCUAUACUGGGACAUUUAAAUUUUUGAGACCUGCCACUGCAAUCAGGGAGUAUCGAAGUGAAGAUGAAGCUGAUGGCCAAGAGACCAGGUUAACUCAUAUGGAAAACAACAUUAAGAAACGUCAGGAGUGUUGUUGCAGAAACUCAUCCACUUCUGCCACCAGGCACUCACCAAUCUCAAAACACUCACCUCUAAGUAAACACUUACCAGCAUCAAAACAGAACUCUUCAUCCUAUCAAGACAAUAACAUUAAUGAUGUCUGCUUUGGCUGUGAUGGUGGUUGCAGUGAUGCUACUUGUAGCAGCAAACGCUCAUCCCAGGUCAGUGCAGAUGUGGAGAGCACAUUUACCUCCCCUGCUGACAUACUGGAGGAUCAAUCAAAUCUGGUGCAAGAAAAAGACUCAAAUGAAAAUUUAAAUUACCCAAUCAAUAGCUCAGCCACUGAAAGUUGUCAUUUAACAUCUGGUCAACUUGAGGAAUCUCUCCAAGACAGUCCUACUACCAACUCUAACAACAUCCACAGUCUGUGCAACAAUACAACUUUCAACAAUCAACUUCUGGCUGUCAACUCUGGCUUUAAACGUGUACAUAGCAUCACCAAUGCUCCAAAGAAGUUUAGAAAUACAAAGCACUCUGAAGAUUCAUGGUCCAAAGAAGAAGGAGAUGUUAGUGAGGAUGAUGAAUCAAGUAGCCACCCUCCCUGUCACCAGUCUCUCUCAACUCUCAGUUCUGAAGGUGUGUUGUCUGAGGAGGACAUGACUAGCAAUCGCUCUGGUCAUCAAGAUGGCAGUGGCGGUAAUGGCUUGUUGUCUACGGGCAGUGCAGAAAAUUUACAAGCAGAGUUGACAAAGUUUACAAAUAUACCUGAUGGGUUGUCCGACAGGGAGAAGACUGUCAGGAAGAUGAAGAAUAAAGUCAACUCCCAUGACAGAAUAUUUGAAAAAUGUGAUACAGAAACUAGUUCAAGUUCUGAUGAAUGCUCUGACAUGACUGUCUCAUCAACUAUACACAAAACCAGAUCCCUAGAAACUAGUACACACUGGUAGUAGUUUUUCUCUUAGUUCUAUUUCCUCCAGACAGAAGUCAUCAGUUCUAUCUCUUACAAUUAGUCUGUUCAUUUGUUCAGUGAACUGUGCUAGAUAAACAUCAUUCGGACAUCGAUACAGAAGGUUAGACAACCAUUUACAAUGUUUUGUUUGGACAUCCAUCAAGUUGGAUAGACUACCAUUUACGCUGUUUCGCCAUUUGUUUAAAUCAAGCAGUAAACUAGUCCUGUGACUUAAUGGAUUCAAAAUUUCACUAUAACAAAAACAUCUUAAAACACAAAGACAGCAUCUUUGAAUUGCAUUACUUGGUGGAUGUAACAGUGCAUCAAACCAAUGUUUUCACUGCUCUUGGUCUGAGACCACCAUCAAUUGCACAUAAAAGGAUUAAUUUAUCAUUGUGCACCAUCUUUAGAAAUGAGGACCUUCAUGGAAUGCAUUCAGUUUAAAUCUGAAUUGAAGUCAUGUAACAAUUAGUAUUUUCAUUCUCACUCAAUUAAAAAACCUCAACAAUUGACAUGUCGCCACUACAGCAAGUCAGGAGAAACAGAAUUUCUGUGAAAAUGUCUUAAUUUUAUAUCUUUACACUUAAAUAAAUAAAUAAAUUAUUGCUUUAAUAUAGUGCUACUUUCAUGCCUAUAGCAUGCUCAUAAUGCUAUGGUCCAAUCUCAUUCAUGGACCAGUGAGAGGGAAGGGGGUAUCUGUGAGAAGGUUUUCCGUGCUGCCUUUAGGCGCUCAGUAAACACAACUAUGCCUCAGUCAAGUGUCGAACCUCGAGCCCCCUUCAUAGGUAGCCAAGCCAAAUUCAAGCGUCCUUAGCCUCUGGACCACGCUUCCCACUUAGAAUAAACUUUAAUUAUAUUUUUACACUUAGAAUAAACUAUUCAGUUAGUUUGGCUACCAUACACAAAUUGUCUAUCAUUGCCACUGAUACAUCAAGACUAAAGAGUUUUGAUUUUCCUUACUUAUGCUCAUCUUCUUUGCAUUGAUGCGAAUAUGUAAUUUUUUGUGUGGCAUGAUUCUAAUUAUCUUAUACUAAUAGUAAAACUUUAAAUGUUUAUGUAAGCAUCACCUCACCAUAUCCUGAUUGUAUUAUGCUUGUCACAUAUAGAAAAAGUGAAAUGCAUUGCUAUUAGGGAAAAUCAUAUUAUAAUGAUGGCAAAUUGGUGCAUUUUCUGCCAAUAGAAACUUGAUCUAAACUAAAUAAAAGCAUACACUAAAUCAAUGAAUCAAAAGUUGUCAUUUUAUAUCAGAUUUGUCAAUGGUUUAUACAAGUCUAGAAUAACUUUUCAAAGCUAACUCUGAGCCAUUGAUGCAUUGUGUGGAGGAGGAUGAGCAGUAUUUUUUUAAACUUUAUUUUUGUUCUUUUAUGUCCAUUCUAACAGUUCUGUGAACUCAUCCUUUCUAAAACUACCAGCUGUUUCAAUUGAACUAACUGCUUACUGUUUAAUAGGUUUUUAAAAAAAAAAUUACAUUAUUAAUUAUUUUGAUCUAAAUGAGAUUUGAUCAAAGGACAUUAGUACCUUUAGAUUCUAAUUUUGAAAUGUAUUUAGUUAAAUUCUGCUCCAAAUAUUAGUGAUUUUCACACAUUUUUCCAUUUCUCUGGACCUAUUUUUCUAUUUCUAGUAUAAAUAAUCAAUUUGAACAAGUCUAUGUGAAUCUUGUGCAUAUGAAAUUUACCUUCCAAAAUCCCCCUUAACCCCCCUCCCCCGUUUUUUUAUAUAGUUUUAUCAGGGGAGUCAAUAAUAUUUAAACUUCAAUGAGUUACCAAAAUCAUUGUAGAUCAGUUUAAUAAUUAGUACUGUAUCCACUACAUCUGUGGUGAUAUAGUGAUUUUGAAUGGUGGUACUUCAUGUGGGGAUAGAGCCAAUGAUAGAAUCAUCAGAUGUUUGUGAGAACAUUUGGAAAUAAAACUAAGUGGGCCUGUGAAGAAAGGCUUCUAAGUGUAUGAUGCUCAUUUCCUUGCUAUAUAUUUUAAUUUAUUUUUAAAGUGAAUUAACUUUUGCACUAAUGAUUUAUUUCCUUAUGCUAAACUCAGUCUAGCUUCAAUUCAUUGUAGGCCAUCUCUAUAGUCACUUUCUCCACUAUGUAGUUUUAUUACUUCUUUCAUCUUAGGGAAUCCUAUUCAAUAUGUCAUUUAUUAAAUGGCUUCACUUCUGAAAUAAUUUAUAUGUCUGGUAAUUAUUAAUACCAAAUCUCAGAGAUCAGCUCCAACAGCAGAAAUUAUACCAUCAACAACAUUUUAAUACUAUUAAUAUUUUUAAUUGUAUCAAGUCUUACAACAUUGGCAAGAUGUUACAAAUUAUACAUUCAACAGUGAUGUGCCUGGCUGUCUGAAAUUGCGUGUUUUUAUCUCUC
Biomphalaria glabrata is the source of this 4105-nucleotide messenger RNA. Its product is annotated as mitogen-activated protein kinase kinase kinase 13-like. NCBI's taxonomy places the organism in Eukaryota, Metazoa, Mollusca, Gastropoda, Planorbidae. The transcript has 10 exons. The record is from RefSeq and is a predicted model, not a curated record. Bases 50 to 1750 code for a protein of 566 amino acids.